AUGCAAGAAUCAUACCAAGAAUUACAAAAUCAAGCAUGUGAUGCUGUUAGAAAAUCAAUGAAAUUUUUCCCAGAUUGGCCAAAUAAAGGUGUUGGAUUUCAAGAUAUCUCAGGGUUAUUUUUAUCACACGAAAAAUUCAAUAAAGUCCUCGACUACUAUAGUUAUAGAUUCAACGAUGUCGAUCUUAUAGUUUGUUUAGAAGCUAGGGGUUUUGUUUUGGGUACUGCAUUUGCUCAAAGUAUGAAGCUUCCAUUCAUUUUAAUUAGAAAGAAAGGUAAAUUACCAGGCCCAUGCUAUAGAGAAUCAUACAAAAAGGAAUAUGGUGCUGACGAAUUUGAAGUACAAGAAAACAUUCUUUCUGGUAUAACUCCAAAACCAGGUAAGAAAUUCCACGUUUUAAUUAUGGAUGAUAUCUUGGCUACAGGUGGAACACUUUGUGCAUCCAUAGAAUUAGUUAAAAAAGUUUUAAUUGGUAAUGGUAUUAAAGAUUUCAAGAUUUCAACUUCAUUAAUCAGUAGUGUUAAAGUUUUAAAUGGUAAAGAAAAAAUUUAUGAAAAAUAUAAUGAUGUUAGUAUUGAUAUCAUUAAUGAAAUGUAA
Dictyostelium purpureum is the source of this 597-nucleotide messenger RNA. RefSeq lists its product as uncharacterized. The transcript has a single exon. The record is from RefSeq and is a predicted model, not a curated record. Gene Ontology annotation, molecular function: adenine phosphoribosyltransferase activity. Lineage: Eukaryota; Evosea; Eumycetozoa; Dictyosteliales; Dictyosteliaceae. Bases 1 to 597 code for a protein of 198 amino acids.